This is a messenger RNA of Monodelphis domestica (gray short-tailed opossum), 2700 nucleotides long. RefSeq names its product farnesyl-diphosphate farnesyltransferase 1 (gene FDFT1). Gene Ontology annotation, cellular component: endoplasmic reticulum membrane. Gene Ontology annotation, molecular function: squalene synthase [NAD(P)H] activity. Gene Ontology annotation, biological process: farnesyl diphosphate metabolic process; cholesterol biosynthetic process. The record is from RefSeq and is a predicted model, not a curated record. NCBI's taxonomy places the organism in Eukaryota, Metazoa, Chordata, Mammalia, Didelphimorphia, Didelphidae.
AAAUCGCUCCAGCAUUCGGUGAUUCAGUGUUUGUACUUAAUCUCAGCUCAGAGCGGCUUUGACUCGGCCCUCUCCUGCCUUCGAUCAGGGAAGAGAAGACGGUAUCGGGCACUCGUUGACUCCCAACUUAAGGAAUGGAGACCUCUUUCUCCGUUCUUCGGGCAGAGGAGCCGGCUAUUUGUCAGGAGGAACCAAGGUACUGCCAAGGCAGGGCGAAGAAGUAGUCGGAACCCAGUGCGGUGUCUCAAGUCCCAGGGCUGAAUUAUCGGCCACUAGCCAUCCACCAUCCUGGAUAGCGCUUUAGUUCCAAGUACAUCUUGGGUUCCUGCAAGUAUCCCCCACCCUUCCUUCCCCAGUGAGCCUCACGCGAGUUCGCAAACCGUAGUCCAGAAGCCAAGACAGCGGUCCAAUGGGCUUCGGGAAGGCGUCCGUCACACCAGACUUGAUCGGCUUGCCUAUUGGCUAGCGUCUUCCUGGUCCGAGUAGCAUGAGCCAAUAAUCACGCAUUAUUUCACACGACGAUCUCGGGAGGGGGCGGGACUUCUAACUUCAGGCACCGGUUGGUGGUGGUGAGAUAGAAAGGGCGUGACUAACGGCUUCGAACCUCCUCCUCCCGCGGUUCCUUCCUCGGGCUCCGCCCCUUUGGCUUCACUGUAUUAGAGAUCUAUCAGUCGCCGAGCCGGCUGUAACUAAGGAAGGCAAGGAAGCCGGCUGCUAAGCUGAUUGACUGACUGACUGACUUACUGAUUGACUGACUGACUGACUUGGGCCAGGAUCCAUUCUACAUCCCCGGCAUGGAGUUCGUGGAGCUGCUCGGGCACCCGGAGGAGCUCUAUAACCUUCUAUGGUACAAGAUGGGAGGUGCCAGGAAGGUGAUACCCAAGUUAGACCAGGACACUCUCAGCGAUGGCUUGAAAACUUGUUUCAAGUACUUGAACCAGACCAGCCGCAGCUUUGCAGCAGUCAUCCAGGCACUUGAUAGUGGUCUGCGCAAUGCUGUAUGCAUAUUUUAUCUGGUUCUUCGAGCUCUGGACACUGUGGAAGAUGACAUGACAAUCAGUAUGGAAAAAAAGGUCACAAUGUUGAAAAAUUUUCAUUCCUACUUGUACCAGCCAGAUUGGAGUUACAUGGAAAGCAAUGAAAAGGAUCGGCAAGUCUUAGAAGACUUCUCAACGGUCUCCUUGGAGUUUCGAAACCUGGAGGAGAGCUAUCAAGUGGUGAUUCAUGAAAUAUGUCAAAAAAUGGGUAAUGGAAUGGCAGAGUUUUUGGAAAAGAACGUGAACUCCAUACAGGAAUGGGAUAUGUAUUGUCACUAUGUUGCUGGACUAGUGGGAAUUGGCCUUUGUCGUCUGUUCUUGGCUUCAGACUUAGAAGAUCCCAUUAUUGGAAAAGACUUGGAACUUGCCAAUUCUAUGGGUUUGUUCCUACAGAAGACAAACAUCAUUAGAGAUUAUCUUGAAGAUACAAUGGAAGGGAGAGAAUUUUGGCCUCAAGAGGUUUGGAGUAGGUAUGCCAAGAAGUUGUCUGAUUUCACCAAACCAGAGAAUAUUGACUUGGCUGUCCAUUGUCUCAAUGAACUGAUUACUAAUGCUUUACAGCACAUCCCAGAUAUCCUCACCUUCCUUUCCCGACUAAGAAAUCAAAGUGUGUUCAACUUUUGUGCUAUUCCACAGGUGAUGGCUAUUGCUACUCUGGCUGCCUGUUAUAAUAACCAGCAAGUGUUCAAGGGAAAAGUAAAGAUUCGGAAAGGGCAAGCAGUAACACUUAUGAUGGAAGCCACCAACAUGCCAGCUGUCAAAGCUAUCAUGUACCAGUAUAUGGAGGAGAUUUAUCAAAGAAUUCCAAACUCAGACCCAUCUUCCAGCAAGACAAAGCAGAUCAUCUCCUCUGUCCGGAAACAGAAUUUUCCCAGUUGUCAGCUAGUCUCUCGGAACCAUUAUUCUCCCAUUUACCUCUCCUGUGCCAUGCUUUUGGUUGCAUUAAGCUGGCAAUAUCUUAGCACCAUGUCCCAGGCCACAGAAGACUAUGUUCAGUCUGGAGAACACUGAUUCAGAAGUCAAUCCAAGUUCAAUAUUCAAUGGAAUAUUUUAAGUUUCUUUUCUUUUAUCCUUUUAAAACUCUACCAUGGCAUAAAGCCUCAGAAACUGAAAUGCUAUUGAGAAGAAUGUAAAAAUAAAAAGAGGAUGACCUGAUCUCUUAUUCUACUUAGCUGGCAGGAUUUCUACAACAAAUGAUUACACACAAGACUGCCAGAAAUUUGUUUUCAUAGGAAUCCUUCAUUAUAGGAUUAUAAUGAAAUAUAUUUAACUGGAAGUGACCCUAGUGCUUGGAAUUUGGGACAUUUAGUCUAGUAAAAGAUUCCUCUGUUGUGUCUGUGUGUGUGCUUGUGUGCAAACAUGCGUUUGUGUUUUUCUGUUUUCUGGAUGUAUUUUGUUCUCAUCAGUCUCUGCUGAACAUAGAAUGAAUGUCAAUGUUUAUUAAGAAUAAGAACUUUUCAUUGCAUGAGUUUCAGAGGUUAAUCUGUGAAUCUUCCUGAUUUUCUUUUUUUCUGAUGGAGUUUCGUUUCAAAAGAAAAAUAACUGGCUAAUUCCUAUAUAGUACCCUGAUCCCAUUUUAGGAGGUGAAGGAAAACCUGCUUGCCUCUAAUAAAGGCUAAAAUUUGUAAAUGUUUCUAUAAUAAAUAUUUUUAAUAUUCUGUGA